GAUUGAUUCAUUCUUAUUUUCUAUAGCUUUUCAUACAUAAUGGUUUCAAUUACCGAACAAACUGCUAUUUUACAGAAAUAUCUUGACCUUCCUCAAAACGGAAAGGUUCUUGCUGAAUACGUCUGGAUUGAUGCUGAAGGCAACACUAGAUCCAAGUGUAGAACCUUGAACAAGCGUCCUGCCAGCGUUGAAGACCUUCCAGAAUGGAACUUCGAUGGUUCAUCUACUGGUCAAGCUCCAGGUCAUGAUUCGGAUGUCUACCUUAGACCAGCCGCAUUCUACCCUGAUCCAUUCAGAAAGGGUGACAACAUUAUUGUUUUGACUGAAUGUUGGAACAAUGAUGGUACUCCAAACAAGUACAACCACAGACACGAAUGUGCUAAGUUGAUGAAGGCUCACGAAGAAGAAGAAAUCUGGUUCGGUUUGGAACAAGAAUAUACUCUUUUCGACCAAUUCGAUCAAGUUUACGCUUGGCCACAAGGUGGUUUCCCAGCUCCACAAGGUCCAUACUACUGUGGUGUUGGUACCGGUAAGGUUUACGCUAGAGAUGUUAUCGAAGCUCACUACAGAGCUUGUUUGUAUGCUGGUGUUGAAAUUUCCGGUAUUAAUGCUGAAGUUAUGCCAUCUCAAUGGGAAUUCCAAGUUGGUCCAUGUGGUGGUAUUAAGAUGGGUGAUGAAUUGUGGAUUGCCAGAUAUCUUUUACAAAGAGUAGCCGAAGAGUUCGGUGUUAAGAUUUCCUUCCACCCUAAGCCAUUGAAGGGUGACUGGAACGGUGCUGGUUGUCAUACCAACGUCUCUACUGCUUCAAUGAGAGUCCCAGGUGGAAUGAAGGUUAUUGAUGCUGCUUUGGAAAAGUUGGCCAAGAGACACAAAGAACACAUGUUGUUGUACGGAGCUGAUAACGAACAAAGAUUGACUGGUCGUCAUGAAACCGCUUCUAUUGAAGCCUUCUCUUCUGGUGUUGCCAACAGAGGUGCUUCUGUUAGAAUCCCAAGAUCUGUUGCCAAGGAAGGUUACGGAUACUUUGAAGAUAGAAGACCAGCUUCUAACAUUGACCCAUACUUGGUUACUGGUAUUAUGGUUGAAACUAUCUGUGGUUCUAUCCCAGAUGCUGACAUGUCUAAGGAGUUCGCCAGAGAAUCUUCUGCCUAAAUCUAUACAGCUGUGCCAAAAUCUAGCUAAGAUUAAUAAUAUACGAC
Molecule: messenger RNA, 1199 nt
Organism: [Candida] anglica
Lineage: Eukaryota; Fungi; Ascomycota; Pichiomycetes; Serinales; Debaryomycetaceae
Source: the annotation of a GenBank genome assembly